Messenger RNA from Fusarium mangiferae, 732 nucleotides. RefSeq lists its product as uncharacterized. Lineage: Eukaryota; Fungi; Ascomycota; Sordariomycetes; Hypocreales; Nectriaceae. The record is from RefSeq and is a predicted model, not a curated record. The transcript has a single exon. Bases 1 to 732 code for a protein of 243 amino acids. Gene Ontology annotation, molecular function: protein binding.
AUGGGUCCUGAAUCUGCAAAUCCCGAAGCUCUUGGAAAUCUGCCUUUUGAAAUAAUACAUCACAUCAGUCGCUUUCUCGACGAAUUCGACGUAUACUGGUUUGCGAAAGCAAAUCGACGUCUUUAUCAAUCUUUAGAAGGCGAAUGGUUCUACGACCACGUUGGUCCCGAUGCUGCGUCUCCUGCCCUGCUGGCUGCUGCGGAACAUGGCCACUUCGCUACGGUAAGGAGGGCCCUGGAGGGAGGCGCAAACAUCAACUAUCAGGAUCCAUCAACUGGACAGACCGCCUUGGUUGCGGCGUGCAGCAACGGUCAUGAAACUGUCGUGGAAUAUCUGCUGCAACAGAGCGGGAUCGAAGUAAACACGUCAGACCGCCACGGCCGGACAAGCCUUCAUCUGGCAGCUCUUGAGGGCGACGAAGCGAUUGUCGGUUACUUACUUUCCAUGCGCAACUUGGAAGUAAACCUCACGGAUCUUUGGAACGCCACGCCACUGGAUCUCGCAGUCCAAAAGCGAAAUUGGACUGUUGUCGCAUUGCUACUAGACUUUGGGGCAGCCAAGGUGAUGAUCGGUUGUCAGUCGAACCGUCGGGCCAUCCGGCUCUCUUUGAGGCUAUGGUUAGCGGGCAUGUCAAAACCGUGUCAUUGUUACAAACACACGAUGCUACUCUUUCAACAAGAUCGUCAGGUAUCGUACAGCAAGAAAUGGAUGCCCGGAGAUUUGAAUGAGUAG